ACAGCGAAAUCUAUUCAUCGAAUAUUCUAUUACGUCUGCCACCCCCUCCAGAGUGUCGUUUUUCUGACUAUUUCUGCGAUUACGUCCCAAUCUCAACUCGCGUCAUCUACUAGGUUUCCGGGGCUAGCGCGCUUGUCGUUGAUAAAGAAAGCAGUAUAAAACAACCCCGGAGGCAACUUACUAGUGCAGUCCCCGGCAGUCCCUCUCAUCUGAAUACCUCUUCACCAUGUCCAGCUCGCGUCUCGUCGUCCUCGUUUUCGCUUUCAUCACCUUUGCUGUUGUGCUCGUCGGCGCAAGCCCUGCACCGGGGAAUGUCAUCUCCGCCAGAGCUGAACCUCCCUGUGCCAUGGACGUCAUGAACAACCUCGGGAGCUCCGUCACACCAAUUCUCGAUAAAAUUGAUAAUCUCGUAGAAACGAAGACCGCCACCACGGAAAAUAUCAUACCGCUGCUUAAUGAGGUCACCGUCGUUAUCAAUGUCGCUGCUUCCUCUCUGCAGAUUGUCAGUGUCGUUACAAGCUUACUCCAAAUUGCCAAUGUCGCACAGGUGACUUUCACCAUCCUGGCGGCUAUCAAUACCACUCUUUUAGGCCUUUUGGGCUCCGGUUUGGGUCUCGAUCUCGGAGUGGUAGUAUCACUGGUCAAUGUGGCUACCGGCGACGUACUUAAGAUACUGGUUGUUAUCGCGCCCGGGUUGCUCCCUCUUGGUUGUGAAAUUGCUGCUAGGCGUUAGUAGCCCCAUCGUCUCUGUGGUUGUAGGUUUUUUGUGACUUUAGAUGGUAGUAGCUCGAUUUCAUCUUUGUUCUUCCGACCCUUCUUUCCUUCUGCAGAUAUCGUUACCUGUUUAGUUUCGCUAUGGACACUAUCGAACACCUUGCAGAUACAGCCGAUAUGAGCUACUGAUUUCCAG
This is a messenger RNA of Desarmillaria tabescens, 910 nucleotides long. RefSeq lists its product as uncharacterized. The record is from RefSeq and is a predicted model, not a curated record. The transcript is spliced from 4 exons. Bases 227 to 733 code for a protein of 168 amino acids. Lineage: Eukaryota; Fungi; Basidiomycota; Agaricomycetes; Agaricales; Physalacriaceae.